AGUUUGUGAAAAUCUUACUUAUCUGAAGAUAAGAUCUUUCGCUGCUCCAACUUGCGAUUCUUUGGCAUCUUUGAUUCAAUCUCAAAGAGGUCUUCGUAAGUUACUUUUGUGGGAAUUGAAUCUUCAUGAUAUUUCAUGUCUUAUCGAAGCUAUUGGUAGUCAAGCACAUAGUAUAAGAGAAAUUGAACUAUUUCAAUGUUCAUUUGAACUUUGCGAAUCUUUUGAAGGAUUAGCUUGUUGUCAUCAUUUAAAUUCUCUUUCAAUAAUACAAUGCGAUUAUUUGACAUCUAAUCUUUUAGAAUCAUUAGCAAAUACUCACUUUCCUUACAUGGAAAAAUUAGAACUAAAAUAUUUUAAUUAUUCAUUAACUGAUUUGAAUCCUGAAGAUAUUCCAUCUGAACAAGUGAAGAAUAUUAUAAAGAAUUGUAGUGAUAAUCUUCAACACCUUUAUACUAACCUUAAAUUAGAUGAUUAUUUUAAUAUUAUCGAAACAAUUUCAACACAUUGUACAUUAAUUACUAGUUUAGAACUAAAUAUGCAAAGAGCUGAACAAAUACAUGAGCUCUUACCUAUAUUAGAAUCAUGUCAAAAAUUAGAGAAAUUGAUAAUUCAACCUAUUCAACCAAUAGGAUUUUUUCCAGUAUAUUAUCAUAUUUCUAACGAUCAAAUUCGAUGGUUCGCAUCAAAAUUACCAUCAAGUGUUCGACAUCUUGAAAUAAGAUAUUGGACUAUUUUCGCUCGAGAUUUAGAAGAUAUACUUUCAAUAUGUGGUCGAAGUCUAUAUUAUAUAGCGUGGGGAUUUUCUGAUAUUAAAGUUGAAGGAGAUGAAAAAUAUUUUUCUCAAGUUAUUGCUGAGUAUUGUAAGAAAGAGUCAAGAAAGAUUAAGAAAAUAGGUACUCCACAAUUUUUUUGUGAUUUUAAUGAUGGUCAUAAAAAUAAAGGAACUGUUUAUGUAGAGUUUUAA
Molecule: messenger RNA, 964 nt
Organism: Racocetra fulgida
Lineage: Eukaryota; Fungi; Glomeromycota; Glomeromycetes; Diversisporales; Gigasporaceae
Source: the annotation of a GenBank genome assembly